AUGAAUAUCUUCGUCGAAGAUAUUAAGCAGGAUGUCAUAAUAGGAAUAGAUCUCUAUUCCUUCGAGGUCAAAGCUGCGCAGCCUUUUUUUGGUGUAAAAAAUGUACCUCUUUUACCCACCCUACAUGUCAUACACUUCCAGCAGACAGAAAAUGGUCUUCGAUAUGGAUAUUGGUUCGAAACCGACCAAAACGCUUACAUGCAGUUUCAAUAUGAUGCAACAAAAGAGCUUUUUGUACCGAAAUACCAGAUAGAUGAUCAAAGUCGCAAUGAUGCCUAUAACAGGUUUCAGAAGACCCAGCAUUUGAUGAUUGCGUAUCCCUCGGUCGAUGAAGAAGAUAGAUGGCACGAGUUAACAAAACAUGUACGUUGGAGUGCUGUGAAACACAGCACCGCUAGUGGCGGAUAUUUCGCGUAUGUAGACUCGGUCAUGACCACCACUGAGGAAAACAACCUGCUCUCCAAGGUUCUAGCUAAUCGGUGCGAGAGCUCCAAGCGCGAAAUUGUUGUGCCUGACACCGAGGCGGUACUGAAUUACACACCUAUUGUCUUCAAGUCUACGGAAGCUAUUCGGCCACAAUACAAGAUGGAGGACUUCUUAGACAAGAGUUGGUAUUUGGGUCACGUGAUCUUACCCCGGUACCAUCACAAUUCGUUCUACGCCCUGCUGGGCGAGUUCCAAUGGGCGUUUCUCAAUGCCAUGCUCUUCGCCAACUAUGGAUCGAGCCUGCAGUGGCACUCUAUCCUCGAGCUGGUGUGCUUCAGCUCCACCAUCGCACCCGAGCACGUGCGCGCCUUCGACGAGGUCGUAGCGCACCAACUCACUGUCAUUCCCGCGCCCUAUUGCGAGACUCUUCUCAACGAGCAAGUGUGGUCCAAAUGCAUGUUGCGCUCUUUUCAGGCCAUAGCUCUGCCCCACACCACGAGGGAAUUGGAAAAGACAAUACCCGAUGUCCUAGCCGACAUCCCAGACUCCGAAGAGCGCGAUUACGCACCCGGUACGCGGUUUUCCGGGGCCCACCCCGGCGUCAAUCUCAAUGAACACACCAUUGGCUCUGAUAGUGACGACGACGGCCCAGUAGUGGUCGAACGGAUCUGCUACACACCUCUGUAG
Messenger RNA from Lachancea fermentati, 1113 nucleotides. The record is from the annotation of a GenBank genome assembly. NCBI's taxonomy places the organism in Eukaryota, Fungi, Ascomycota, Saccharomycetes, Saccharomycetales, Saccharomycetaceae.